This is a messenger RNA of Paecilomyces variotii, 2116 nucleotides long. Its product is annotated as Alpha/Beta hydrolase protein. NCBI's taxonomy places the organism in Eukaryota, Fungi, Ascomycota, Eurotiomycetes, Eurotiales, Thermoascaceae. Gene Ontology annotation, molecular function: triacylglycerol lipase activity; sterol ester esterase activity. The transcript has 3 exons. Gene Ontology annotation, biological process: triglyceride catabolic process. Gene Ontology annotation, cellular component: cytosol. Bases 242 to 1921 code for a protein of 559 amino acids. The record is from RefSeq and is a predicted model, not a curated record.
CCUUACCUAGGUAUGGACAUAAGUACGGUACCUCUGUGUACUGUAGCUAAAUAACUCUGGACUGCUGGCCUCUUGCUAUUCUUUCAUCUUGCAGCUGCAUGGAGGACCGUUGAAGGUGCCGACCAUAUAUCCAUAUCCCUUCCAAGGCCCUUGGUUGGCCCGAAGUGUUUCCAUUGAAAAGGGCAUUGAUACUAUCUAUUUGUGACUUCUUGCAGGAAUUGGCUGUCAGAAACCAUUAAAAAUGAUCGACCAUCUUUUGGGUAGGCCCUCUGCCAAGCUUCGCAGACUUCAGAUUUUGACAAUCAUUUCGCUCUCUUUGGCCUAUCUCGUCAAGGGCAGCAAACAUGGCCCUCCCGGAGUUCGAAAGUACUCCGCACAGCUCGCGGGUGCUGUGACGCCCUGGCAGACAAUGUUUCUGACCAUUAUCUCCCUCUAUAUCUCAAACAACUUCAGCAGGAUUUUCGGUCUUAGCGGCCCAGAGCAUUUGGCCAACAUGUACAGCCCGUCCUUUUUCCGGGCCACCUGGAUCCUUACCGCGUUGGAUGCGGGUUUCUGGACCGCUAUGAAUAUCAAACCAGCGUUCCUCCGACAUAUCGCGUCAUUAGUGUUUUCGGCUUAUUAUCUGUUUGCUGUGGACCAGGCAGACGCUAAGGUCCGCAGAAUACACUCUGUCCUGACUGUCGACCAUGUGCGCGUCUCCUGGAACAAGGGCACGACGCCAAUCCUCUCUGCUCUUGGACGCCUUACAAAACCUAAGUAUGCAAAAUAUGGACCGCGCCCUAUCAAAAUCCCUCGUCCGGAGGGAUCUACCUAUAAGGAGCCCGUUACGGCCUGGCUGUAUUUUGACGGAUCCCUUGAGGAAUUGCGCGACCAGAAGAAAGUGGUAUUGGACAUCCCAGGAGGUGGCUUCGUCGCGAUGGAUCCUAGGACGGUGGACGAUAAACUUCUGUCUUGGGCAGGAAAACUGGGUGUUCCGGUCAUCAGUCUUGACUACAGGAAGGCUCCCGAAUAUCCCUAUCCCUACGCCAUCAACGAGUGUUACGAUGUCUAUCACCAGCUCGCGACUACCUGCGGACAAUGCAUAGGACUCAGCGGAGACAUCCGACCCCAGAUCGUCGUUACGGGAGACAGUGCUGGUGGAAACCUGGCCUCAGCCCUCACACUAAUGGUCCUGCAGUCUGGCGACAAUGGCGGAGAGGAACUUCCAACGCCGGACGGACUUCUCUUGGUAUAUCCUGCUCUGAGCGGCAAUGCUGGUACCUGGGUGGGCAGCGAUCAGAUGGCAUUGAUACAGGACAGGAGCAACCUGAAGACAGACGAAAAUGUUGCCCAACUGAAGAAGAAGUUCUACGAAAAGAUUGCAUCUUCAAAGACUCCCGUGGUUCCGGGAAUUAAUUCCAAGGAUACCAAGAGCCAGUCAGAUCAAGACAACACCACCCACAUGCUCAUUUCGACCAUGGCGGCAUACUGUAACGAUCGGGUUCUCGUACCGGACAUGGCGCGCCGUAUGGCUAUGCUUUACAUUGGUCCUAACGGCAAUGAGGACUUCAGCACCGAUUUUAUUCUCUCCCCCAUUCUGGCACCAGAGUCGCUGCUCGCGCGGUUCCCGAAGACAUACAUUAUCACCGGAGACAAGGAUCCCCUUGUGGAUGAUACUGUGGUAUUUGCCGGCAGACUCAGGGAGGCCAAAUCACGGGAGUUCAGUGAGAGAGAUGCAGAAUUCAACGAGAAAGACCAUCUUGAAGUGAGCAUAGUCCCCGGAGUGUCACACGGUUUCUUGCAGUUUGCUGCAGUCUACUCCGAGGCGCCCAAAUUCUUCGAUAUCUGCUCAACCUGGGUGCAGGCCCUUUUUGAUAAGGCAGACGCAGAUAAUAACCACGAAUCGUCGGCCAUCAGCCUGCGUUCCCUCGACUCUGACUAGAUGUUCCAAUUAUGCUGCGCAAUAGUAGCAAUUUAUAUCUACUUGUGACGAUGAAUGGAUCUUAUGAAUCGAAUCUAGAAUAGAUAGCAACAAAGUGCAUUAUUAGCUAUCUCUUUUUCCAUUAUUGCAGAACUACCCGCACGGGGAAAUCGGAGCUUUUUAUCAAUUCUGUAGAUUAUCAUAGACCAGGUAAAA